Molecule: messenger RNA, 951 nt
Organism: Populus trichocarpa (black cottonwood)
Lineage: Eukaryota; Viridiplantae; Streptophyta; Magnoliopsida; Malpighiales; Salicaceae
Exons: 6
Coding region: 219-791 (190 amino acids)
Source: RefSeq, a predicted model, not a curated record
CCGUAGGAUCAUGAUCGCUAGAUUUAGUCGAUUAAUCUCUUCUACUAGGCCAUUUCAUAUAUAUACAUAUAUAUUUUAUUUUUAUUUCACUUAACCAGGUGAGACGCUGUCGCAGUGGGCAGCAAAAAAGAAAAAAACACAGAGAGGACCUGCCUGUGCCUGGGUUUUGAUUGAGAGAAGUGGAGAGGUCUCUCACAUCCAUUAGCAGCAGCAGCAUCAUGCGCGCGCUUAAGAACUAUUUGUGUCGUUUUAAUCCUCGAAAUGUUCCAUCUCGCCACUUCUCAUCAUCCCCAUCACCAUUCAGUAAAAUAGAUGAGCUAUCCAUUGAAGAAGAUGCUGAGAGGAAAAUUGGAUGGUUGCUGAAAUCAAUCUUUGUCGGGACCGCAGUCUUUGUUGGUUAUCAGUUCUUUCCUUACAUGGGAGAUAAUAUGUUGCGACAGUCGGUUUCGCUUUUGCACGUUAAAGAUCCCUUCUUUAAAAGAAGUGGAGCUUCUAGACUAGCCCGUUUCGCCAUUGAUGAUGAAAGAAGGAUGAAAAUAGUGGAGAUAGGUGGGGCUCAAGAGUUGUUGAUCAUGCUGGAAGCUGCAAAAGAAGACCGCACCAGGAAAGCAGCUUUGAAAGCUCUUGCUGCCCUCUCACAGUCAGAUGAAGCUCUAGGAGCUUUACACCUUGCUGGGGCAAUAUCGGUGAUUAAGUCUAUCCCAGAUUCCUCUGAGGAAGCAGAAAUUGAGAAAUUCAAGGCUAGCUUACUGAAGAGGUUCCAGGAUCUGAAAUAUGAGAACUCAUCUUAAGUAAUUUGUUCAAGGUAUUAAACCUUCCCAUUGUAGGCUUGAAGUGCGGCCAGGUCAAACAGUCAUUUUGAUAUCUUGGAGAGAUUAGAAUUUACAAGGAAUGAAAACACAGUGCAUCCUUUUUUAAUGUAAUACAAACUUAAAUUUUUUCUCGCGCCAA